This is a messenger RNA of Girardinichthys multiradiatus, 7190 nucleotides long. It is a transcript of the gene cenpe, whose product is annotated as centromere protein E. Gene Ontology annotation, biological process: mitotic cell cycle; microtubule-based movement. The coding region runs from base 153 to 7064 and encodes 2303 amino acids. NCBI's taxonomy places the organism in Eukaryota, Metazoa, Chordata, Actinopteri, Cyprinodontiformes, Goodeidae. Gene Ontology annotation, cellular component: microtubule. Gene Ontology annotation, molecular function: plus-end-directed microtubule motor activity; microtubule binding; ATP binding. The transcript has 48 exons. The record is from RefSeq and is a predicted model, not a curated record.
AUGUUAAUUAUUGAUAACAAUCAUACUAAAAUAUGAAAUCCUUAUUACCCACACCUCCAUGUGUGGGUUAGUCCGCGUGAUGACGUUAUCCAAUCAGAUCAAAGCUGUUUGUAUUCAAAUUGUUCAAAUAGUCAGUAGAACUGCACAGUGCUAUGCUAACGUCCGUUCUUAGUUCGUCGAGUUGUGUGGUUCCGCGACAAGAAGACAUGGCAGCAGAGUCAGCUGUUAAAGUUUGUGUCCGUGUUCGUCCUGUUGUUGCGAGGGAAGAAAGAGCUGCUUCAGAAAAUGCAGAGUCUGUCCAGCUGUUUUGGAAAACCGAUAAGAAAUCUGUUCGUCAAAUUGAUGAUGGAAAUUCCAGCAAGUGCUUUAAUUUUGACAGAGUGUUUACUGCUGAAGAAUCUACAAGCCAGCUGUACCAGGAUAUUGCAAAGCCUCUGGUUGUAUCCACUGUUGAAGGUUACAAUGGAACAAUAUUUGCCUACGGUCAGACCUCGUCAGGAAAGACAUUCACAAUGAUGGGCUGUGACAGCAAUCCGGGAGUCAUUCCUUUGGCUGUAGAUGAUGUCUUCCAAACUAUUAAAAAUUUUCCAAACAAAGAAUUCCUUCUCAGAGUGUCUUAUAUGGAAAUAUACAAUGAAACUGUGACGGAUCUGCUUGUUGAUAGCUGGAAAAGAAAACCCUUGGAAGUUCGGGAAACAAUCAAUAAAACAAUCUAUGUGGCUGAUCUGACUGAGGAGCUCGUUACAUCUUCUACACAAGCCCUCGCCUGGAUCAGAAAGGGAGAAAAGAACCGUCACUAUGGAAAGACUAAAAUGAACCAGCGGAGCAGUCGCUCACACACUAUAUUUCGUAUGAUAUUGGAAAGCAGGGAAAGGGGUGAUCCAGCAUCUGGGGAAAAUGCUGAUGGAGCUAUUAUCGUUUCCCAUUUAAAUUUAGUGGAUCUAGCUGGAUCUGAGAGAGCCAGUCAAACUGGAGCGGAAGGUGCUCGUUUUAAAGAAGGGUGCAAUAUCAAUCUCAGCUUGUUCACGCUUGGACAGGUGAUCAAGAAACUUACUGAUGAAAGCCAAAAGGGCUUUACCAACUACCGAGAUAGCAAACUGACCCGCAUCCUGCAGAACUCCUUGGGAGGCAACGCUAAAACCGUUAUCAUCAGCACCAUCACUCCUGUUUCUUUAGAUGAGACCCUGAGUACUCUGCAGUUUGCAAGCACUGCAAAGAAAAUGAAGAAUGACCCUCAUGUGACAGAGGUAUCAGAUGAUGGCGCGUUGCUCAAGAGGUAUCGUAAUGAGAUUGUAGACCUCAAGCGUCGACUUCACGAGGUGUCUUCUGUCACACAGACUACUGUGACAGAAAAAGAGGUUCUCUCUCAGUUGCUCCAAGAAAAAGAUCAGCUCCGGAGAGAACAAGAAGACAGGAUUAGGAACCUUACUAAACUGCUUGUCACCAGUUCCAACCUUGUCCAUGUUCCAAAGAUGCCUAAGCGCAGGGUAACAUGGGGAGGAAAGCUGGUUGAACAUUCCCAUCCAUCUGCCUGUGAUGAUGGGAUAUGUGGUAUGAACAUGACUUUUGGCUGGAAGAGGAAAGCUGAUCGUUCCUGUUCCACGGAUCUAAGUGAAGCUGAUGAGGACUUUUAUUCUCACUGGGGAAUUCCUGAGGAGCCAUCAGAUGAAAUGGAGAUGAGUCAGAGCUCUGUGACUGUUCGCAGCUUUGGAGACAGCCCCAGAGACCUGGUCUCUCCUGAACAAAUAGUUGGAUUUUCAGAGAAAAUAUCUAACCUGGACUUGCAACUCGAAAUUGAGAGUCAACAGAGAGAGGAGGCUGUUAAUGUAGAAAUAUUAGAUGGCCAAGUAGAAGAGCUGCAGCGGCAGGUUCAAACAGAGGCUUUGCAAAAACAAGUAGCUGUGAAGGAAAAGCAAGCAACAGAAGUAAGACUGGCAGAAGUGGAGGUGCUGCUGAAGAAUGAAGUUAAAGACAAGCUGGAGGCUUUGGAGAAAAUGCAGACCAUGGAGCAAAGACUUGCAGGGCUGGAGAUGCAGCUACAAAGUGAAACUCAGCAAAAGCUGGAUGCCUUGUUGCAAGUGCAAGCAGCUGAACAGAAUAUUGCUGAACUGAAGCGGAUUCUUGAUACUAAAGCUCAGCAGAAGCUGGAAACCACUGACAUGCUGGAGUUAAAGGUAUCUGAACUUGAGAGACAGUCGGAGAAGCAGAAGAUUACUGAAUCUGAUCAGAUGAGAGAGGACUUUGCAGAGUGUGUUCUACUGUGUGAAACCUUGGCUUCUGAGAAGGAAAAGGUUGUUGCUGAGCGAGACCGUCUGAAAUGGGAGCUGGAGAUGAUCCGAGAACGCACUCAAAGUUUAGAGAAGGAAAAGGCUUCUCUCUUUCAAGAACUGAAAGAGACGAGGGAUUUGGACGAGUUCAAAAGUCUGGAGGAUAAGUUCACGAAGGAACAUGAGACUGAAUUACAAAACGAAAUAUCUAGUCUGAAGAAGGAAAUUGAGUCAUCUGAACAUCAGUUGCAGAUGACCCUGACUGCCAGCAAGGAGAAGAUGGAAGCUGAGUUGAAUACACUAAGUCUCCAACUUGAGAUGGAAAGGUCCCGCUACAGAAAAAUGCAAAGUGAUCUUCAAAAAGAGCUGAAUGUUGCAUUUGAUGAAAAUGUAAAGCUCAAUGCUCUGCUAGAUGGCAAAGUCCCAAAAAAUCUGUUAGAAACUGUGGAACUCGAAAGAACGGUGGCCAGCCUGAAGAACGAGCUGGCUAUAUCUCUUGAAGCAGAGAAGGAACUAAGAUCUCAACUUGAGGAGCAGACUCCAGUUCAGACACUUAAAGAUCAGAUUGGUGACCUGACUGAGGAGCUGCAGGUUAUUACAAAGAAUAGGGACAACCUACAGUCAGGUCAGGCUCAGCGUGAGCAGGAAGCUGAGCAGUUCAAAGCCCUGCUGCAAGCAUUAAAGACAGAAAAUGUUCAAAUUCAAGCCCAACUUGUAGCCUGUGCUCGGAAAGAGAAUGAGCUGAACCAACAGUGUGCUGAUGUAACAAAGCUGCUUAAUGCACAACAUGCAGAGCAGGAGCAAGCUGAUUCUGAGAAGAGUCUGCUUGUAGUUUCUCUGGAGGAGAAAGACACAAAGCUGAAGCAGAUGACUGAAGCCCUCCGGUGUGCACAAGCAGAGAAGGAGGCCCUAAUCUCUAAACAAAGUGUUCGUGCAGAAGAAGCUGGAAACACACCAACUGAAAUUCUCCUAAGGACUGUUAAAGAAGAGCUCAAAGAACAAAAGCAGAGGAACUCAGAUCUGAUGAAAACCUCUUUAGAGAAGGAGUCUGAAUUAAAGGAACAUAUUCUGAGGCUAUCACAAGAGCUCAAAGAUGUUUUAGAUGAGGGAAUGGGUUUGCAAAGGCCUGGCACUGAGAGCUCAACAGAGGAGGUAGAGAGACUGCUUACUGUUGUUGCCUGUCUCACUACAGAGAGAGAUCAGCUCAAACAAGACCUGCAGGACAAUGUAGAGAUGGCGAUAGAGAAUCAGGAGGAGCUGAGGACAGUCCUGGAGAAGAAUCGUGAACAGGUGAAGCAGAUCAAACUUCUUAAAUCUGAAAACGUUUGUGAACAGGAUAAACAUCCCAGUGAAAUGGGCUCACAGUUAGAGGAAUUACAAAGAAGUAUGAAGGAUCUAACAGAGGAGCUUCAGCAUGUGCGAGCAGAAAAAGACCAACUGCUCUCUGAGAAAGAAUCCUCUACAGAAAAGAUGGAGAAGCUGCAGUGUGAAGUGACUGCUGUCAGUGAACAGAGAAAUCGAGUACAUGAGGUCCUGGAAGAGCUGAAAGAGGAAAAGAAGAAACUCCAAGCAGAACUGGAAGAAAAAAUCAAAAUGAUGACUAUUUUGCAUGAGGAGUUUACGCAUACACAAGCAGAAAGAGACAGCCUGUUCUCUAAGAUGGCCAACUCGCAGUCCUUCACAGAGGAGCUGGAGAAGCUGCAGAGCAGACUGACGGCUCUUAGUGAGGAGAGGGAUCAGCUGCAGGAGAUAGUGGAGGGGUUGAGAGAGGAGAAGAAGGAGCUCAGAGCACAGUUGGAGGAAAAGAUUGAAAUGAUGCAGUGUGAGUUCCAGCAGCAGCUCCUCUCUAACCCAAAUCUACUGAAAGAUGAGCAGAUUCAGCUGCAGGAGGAGGCUAGAAAGGAGGUGAACCAGAUGAAAGCUGUACUUGAGGAAAAUGAGAAACUGAUCCUUGACAAACAGAAGGAGCUGGAGGUGUUAAAGGAGAGCAGAAAACUUCUCGAAGAGGAGAUCGUGGAGCUGAGGAGUCAGAUGUUGAAACUGCAGAGCAGCAGUGGCACAGAGAAGCAGUUGACUGAGGAACUCGAGUGUCUGAAGGCAGAUAGAGAGUGUCUGUUGGCUGAGAGGACGGCCAUCACCCGGCACUCUAAAGAGGAGCUGGAGAAGCUGCAGAGCAGACUGACGGUUCUUAGUGAGGAGAGGGAUCAGCUGCAGGAGAUGCUGAGAGAGAAACAGGAACUUGGAACACAGCUGUACAAAAAGACAGAAAUGCUGGAAGCUGAGAUCGGAGAGCUUAAUACGUCUGUACAUACUAUCACUGAGCAGAAGAGGCAGUUGGAAGAGCACCUACAGCAGCUUUUAGAAAAGGCAACCUCAACAGAAGAACUUCUUAAGGCUGUCAAAGAUGACCUACAUAAACAAAGAAACUUAAACUCUGAGCUAGAGAAAAUAAGUCUAGAGAAGAUGUGUUCUUUGGACCAAAAGAUAACAGAUUUGGCUAAUAAUUUGGAAAUUGUUGAAGCAGAGAGGAACUUUCUUCUGUCUGAGAAAGAGAAUAACCUCCAAAACCACAAAGAAGAGAUGGAGAAACUGCAAUUUAGCCUGAUGGCCCUCAGUCAGAAGAACGAUCUGUUGCAGGAGGUGCUGGUGGGGCUGAGAGAAGAGAAAGAGCAGCUUGGAGCACAGCUGCAGGAAAAGAUAAACAUGAGGCCUGCCUUCCAGGAAAAGUUCACCCAGCAGGAGCUGUUGAGUAUGCAGACGCAAACUGAGAAAGAAGAGCAAGAAGCCAAAUUUCAGCAAGAAGACCUCCAGGAGGAGCUGCAGAAGCAAAAGGAAAGAAGAGCUCUUGCUGAAGUUGAAUUAGAUUCCUCCCAGCAGUUUGUCAGUGAAGCAAACGCAUCUCUCUCAGCCCUGAGACAGCAGCUGAACAACUUGGAGCAGAGGCCCAGUACAGUCAGGGAGAAAAUAUCACGCCUGCAGGACUCUGCUAGCCACCUUGAUGAGGCCUUUGGAAAAUUCCAACAGUUUACACAAACGUGUUUAACAUAUGACUCUGAAACCCCAGAGGAGGUUAUGAGAGUGCAGUGUUCCUUGAAGCAUACUUACCUGACCAGUCAUCCAAAAUCUGUCAUGGUUGCCUAUGGUAACAUUUGUCAGCUGGGACUGCAAACAUGGCAAAGUUUCAUAAGAAUUCUUGCACAACUCCAAAUGCAUGCAAGUGGGUUUGUAAAAAUAUCUGAGGUGGUGUUAAAUAAAGAUUUGGCGGUCUUUGAGGAGAGUCGGCUGCAGGACCUGCUGCUGUCCAGAGUUGGUGCUCCCAAAUACUCGGUCAACAAUCAAGAUUUCCACUCACUGUGGAAUCAGAGACUCUCUGAGCUUCUGGUCAAACAUCAGCUCUACCAGCAGAAAAUGGAGAGCAUAUUGGAGAUGCUCUGGGCCAACCUGACAUCAUAUCUGUCAGUGCGGAGAGCUGAAAUCAUCGAGAGGGUACAUUUUAAGGAGGCUCUUCAGGCUGGAAUCAACCAGACUGUUUUCAAUGAAUUGGAGUGCAUUCUCAGCCAAGAAGCUGAACGUAGACGUUCAGUUAUCCAAAAUGUGAAGAGGCUUUUACAGGUCAUAUAUAAUGAACACAAUAACAUUUUUGAAGAACUAAAGCAGCUGGAUACCCAAAGAGAUUCUCAGCUUGAAGAUGAGAAAAGAAAAAAUUUAACUUUGCUGCGGGAGCUGGAGGGAACUCCUCUAAAAACGGAGUCGUCCUUACUUAUGGACUACAAGCAACUUGCUCUUCAGCUUCAACAAGCAGUAGGGAACCUUAAGGCUCUGCGUGAACAUAUGGAACGGCUAGAGGAAGCAAGGGCCGAAGCCAAGAACACAGAGUCAAACCACAAACGGGCCAUUCAGCUCCUACAGACUGAAUUGCUGGAUUCUCGUGUGCUGGUGAAGGAGAAGGAGAAUGCAAUCCUGACCUUAAGGGUCAAACUGGAAGAGUCUGAAAAGAAGGCAUCACCCAGUGCAGCUGAGCUGGAGAACCUUCGGAGCAAUCUCUUUGAAAUGGAGGUUAAGUUCGCCUCAGUGACUGAUGAACAUCAUCAAGAGUUAGAAAAGAUGAAGAUGGUGCUAAGUGUAAAGGAGGAGUCACUAAGGAAGUUGAAGCAGGAUCUGAGAUCACAGCAGAAGAGCGAGGAGUCAUUUCUCACAGGUAAGGAGCUUCAUGCUCGACUAACAAACCCCAAAGGUCCGGUGAUCCAGAGCAGCAGUCUGUUAGAGAAGACCAAGCUUGAAGAAAAAGUUAAACAGCUUCAUCUGAGAAUCACAGAGCUAGAAAGCUUGGUUUCUAGCCAGCAGGCAGAGACUAAUAAGUGGAAGAACAGAGCCAUCAGUCUUAAAGGAAAGAGCAAAGUUGAGCUGGACAAGCAAUCACCCCCCUGUACACCUAAAAAGAGGGGCCUUCCUUCAACUUCAGACUCUACCUUGUUCUUCAACUCACCUAAAAAGAAUUGUCUCCCUGCCAAGAAAUUCCUGGAUUCCUCUCGAAAGUUUGUAGAGUCUCCUUGCAAACCUGUGGUUGCUGCAAACUUGCUGCUUGACUCGCCCAAAAGCAGAUUUUUUGAUGCCGGUGAAUGCUCAGAGCUGCUGUCCAGAAGCUGUCCCAAACAGUUCUUUGAUAACUCUGACCUUGGAAUCAAACCAGAAACUUCCCAAGUUCCUGCCCCGAGUGAUGAAGAUGCAGCUGGAUCUGACAAACUGGACUUUUGGCAAGUCUCUCCAAAAGAACAGGAUUACUGCAAACCUCAGUAAACCUGUGAUAUGAACAAUAUUUGAAAUGUCUGUAAUGUCUCAACAAAAUUUCACUAAAUCGUUUUUUUUUUUUUCACAUUCCAGUUUGUUAGAUUGAGGUAAUAAAAAGAUGUGGUAAAAAGCAAA